Messenger RNA from Pichia kudriavzevii, 927 nucleotides. RefSeq lists its product as uncharacterized. The record is from RefSeq and is a predicted model, not a curated record. Bases 1 to 927 code for a protein of 308 amino acids. The transcript has a single exon. Lineage: Eukaryota; Fungi; Ascomycota; Pichiomycetes; Pichiales; Pichiaceae.
AUGGUUCUUCCAAUAAUGAAAUUCUUCUCUUGGCUGUUCCAUAGAGAUUCUAAAAAGGAUAGGAUUGACACUCUGAGGCCAAAUCUUGGAGGCAAGCUGAACUCAAGAAAUGCCUCUCCUGCUAUACUACCAAAUGGCGAACGAUCAAAGAAGUACAAGAAGGAACUAAGAAAAUCCAAAUCAAUGGCCAAUUUAAAGAGAACUUUUAGCACAUUGAAACGUUCCUCAUCAACCAGGAGAUUGUCUCCCCAAUCUAGACAACAAUUUGAUGAUGCUCUUGAGACAUAUCAAGAAGCACAACCACAGACUGCAACAUUCAAUCCGUUUGUCGGGGAUACACAUGAGCUCUUUAUUUACAGUCCAGCCAACUCAACGUACAACGGUACAAUCUGCCGUAAUUGUACUGAAAGCGAGUCGACUAUCUUUGAUAAGGAGAAUGCAUGCUCUCCUUUGUAUCUCUUGUCUGAAUCCCAAACUCCAAACUACCAAAUAAACGAAAAUUCGUCCAUGGAUCCUUUUCGACCACAACUACCAUCCCCUCUACACAAAAGAUUCAUCACUGGUCUGACAAUCAAGACACCCGUACCAAUAAACGAGAGACAGCAAUUUGAAGAAAUGCAAUCCGAGACAAGCUCAAGUAGUGACGGGACUGGAGAGAGUGAUUCGCACUAUUUAGUGUAUUCGGAUUCAUGUAAACACAACAUCUUUACCCCAAAAUUUAAGCCAACAAUUAGGUGUCCUUCAAUUCCCGCAGAUUCCCCUCAGCUAGAGCCAUCCACAAGCUUGCUAAACACUUAUAACAAUUUAAGAAAUACAAAGAGCAAUAGUGGAACCGAUAGCGGGGAUAAAAGUUUAUUUAGUGCAGUGAAUAAAGCUGAAUUGUGGGAUUACUCCAAGAUUACUUUGGUCUCUUAUAAUAAUUCUUAA